Molecule: messenger RNA, 2534 nt
Organism: Eurytemora carolleeae
Lineage: Eukaryota; Metazoa; Arthropoda; Copepoda; Calanoida; Temoridae
Exons: 17
Coding region: 211-2436 (741 amino acids)
Biological process (GO): regulation of transcription by RNA polymerase II
Cellular component (GO): nucleus
Molecular function (GO): DNA-binding transcription factor activity, RNA polymerase II-specific; RNA polymerase II cis-regulatory region sequence-specific DNA binding; protein dimerization activity
Source: RefSeq, a predicted model, not a curated record
UUUUGAUGUAUUUGUAGAUAAAGAUGUUAACUAGACGGGAGAAGCAACAACAUUGUGACAGACAUUUUUUACGAAUGAAAUUGUGAUAGUGAGUUUAACAAGACUACACUAACAGUACCUGAAAAUACAUUCUAUAAUGUGCAAAUUGUGAUUAUUUAUUUCUCAUUCAGCUUUCUCUAGGAAGAAGUUUUAUAACUUUAUGUUAGUGAUAUGGCCAAGGCUGAGUUUGGUGGAUUACCUGGAGAAGGAGAGGGGGAGGAUGAUACUGUUCACCAGGAUAUAACAGACCAACUGCUUGAUGCAGAUCUUAUACUCAGCUCGUUCGGGAUCUCGGAGAACUACAACCACUUGGAGGUGAAGACGGACGUUUCUGAAUACUUAAACGAGAUCUCCAACAAGAUGGAAACAGAUAUUAGUUUUGAAGACGAGAACAAAGCGAACUUAUUUGAAUACAGGGAUAUAUCAGGGCAUCUACAGGAAGAAAAGAGAACAUCCUGUGACACUAUUCAUGGAUUUACAAUGGGCGGGGCUAAAGUGGAACGCCCUCCCUCAGUUAUCCAGGAAAACAUGAUGAGAACCAACAGUGGGCGGUUUUACAACUGUUCGAAUAUCAGAAACAUAGAGGAUAGAAACAGUUUAGUCCAGGGAGUCCAGGACUUAAACAGAGCUUCAUCUCUCAAUGAUCUCUAUGAUCGGAAUAGUUCUCAAACGGAGAUAAAUGAUAUUGAAACUAGUCGAUCAACGGUGAACAAUAUUGGCGCCAAUUCGACGGCCAUUUUGGGAAGUUCCGAAUUAUCCUUUCCCGCAUUUCUGAAUGCCAGAGAAGAUUGGAAAACCGGUUUUCAAGCUGGAGGGUUGGGGGACAAGGAGAAGUUAGGAAAUUCUUUGCUCGAACUGCAGCGAUAUCUGGAAACGGAAAGUAUUGCUGACUUGAAUAAUAUUGAUGAGGAUUUCUUGGAUCAGCAGUUAACUGUGUCCCACAUGUCCCUGGCAUCUCAGCCAACCCAGAGUUUGGAUGCAUCUCUCCCUAUCCGAAGUUUGGAUGCAUCCUAUCUCUCUCAGUGUCCAGUUGUAUCUCAGGAUUCACCCCAACCUACUCUAUUUCGGCCUAUUCACCAGACAAACAAUUUACAGCUUAUAAGCUUAAAGGAGCUUAAGCAGCAGCAGACUAUGGAUGACAGGAAGCAGCUUGAACAGCCUCAUCAAUCCGAAGCUCUUAAACUUGAGGAGCUUCCCCCACUCUCCCAAAUUGAGAAGUUGAACACUUUUAACCUUCAGAGUCAGCUGUUUACGGUACCUUCGCCGCUCCCUCUCUCCCCGCUCUUUGUCGAAAAUAAACCAGUUUUCUUAAACCCAGCUGACGGGUUGUCGAUGCCAUCGCCUGAUGUGCCACGCUCCCGUUCGGAACACUCGCCUCGUCACACGCCAAGGCACGAUUUAUCACCGCGAGGAACGCCGCGGCCUUCACCACAAUCUACACCAAGACCUUCGCCGCAAUCAACCCCGCCUCCAAUGCUGUGUGACGUACCUCCUCAAAGAGGAGAUUCAAGAUCUUGGAAGAGAUCAGGACGUGUGACCCCCACAGGGAAGAGGUCACGACCUCAAACUCCGACCUCCGAGGGAGAAAAUUCAGAUUCAGGAUUUAGGGACAGGGAACCUCACACCUGGGGUAGCGGACGGACAACUCCUGUUGAACAGAAACCUCCUCCACGCUUCGAGGAUAUGGAGGAUGAGGAUAAGUAUAAUAAGAGGAAGAGGUCAACCUCUGCUGGGGAAAAAGAAAAGGGUCGAGCCAAGGAUCCAUUAAAGAAUAUGCUGGACGAACUGCAGAGUAUUAUCCCACAUAUAGGAAACCCGGAUGAAGAGAAGGUUUCUCAAGCCGGGAUCCUAGUGGAAGGUUCAGAUUAUAUCCGGAGUCUCAUGCGGGAAAAUAAAUCAACCCGGGAGAAUGUUGAAGCCCUGAAACUGAAGAUUGAAGAACUUAAUUCAGAGAUUGAAGCUGCGCAGGAGAAGCUACCAGAGCAUGGAACUAACACCAUCCAUAGAAUAAUCUCUAGUCGGGGGAAAUCUAUUCCAGAUAUGUUUGCUGACCAUGUCAGGCAUAGAACCCAGGAGGACUGGAGGCAUAGAACCCAGGAGGACUGGAGGUACUGGGUAUUCACCUCCAUUAUGGGUCACUUCGUCCACACGUUUGCCCAGCAGGUCUCCAACAUAAACCAGGAGGAGCUCGGGAGAACAGCAAUAGAUUGGAUUCAGGAGAAUAUGUCCCUGCAGCAGCUGCGUAAAGACGCUUUCCGUAAGCUGGCAAAGCUCUGCUCCAAAACUUCUAUCAUGGAGGAUCCGUCCUUGCUGCCGGACGAGGCCAGGGGAUUCGUCGACGAUCCUAACUGGGACGCAUUCCAAUGCUGCGGAUGCGGCAAAGCACCGCCCCGAUAAUCGUUAAUUUGUUUUCAAAUGUUUCUGUUCAUUAGUAAGGGUUGUAUUGUAUAUUUUCCUCAAUUAAUCCCCCCCCCCCUGUAAAUUUUUAAAGAAAA